AUGGAAUGUCUCUCCGUGGGCAGACACUCACUUUCGACAAGAGUCUGUCCAUAUUCAUUUUCAAAUCGACUAUUCUCUUCUCUCAGUCGGCAAUAUGCCUCGGCAUCUACUCCGCGGCGCAUGGCCGCUCAGAACUGGAUCGGCAAUCUUGAGUCCUCUGCCAAAAACUCCCAGGCAUAUCCUUUGUCAGGGUAUUAUAAAUUAGUUUUAAAUAACUCCACUCGCUAUACCCCGACCGCGCCCUCAACACCCGCCCAACCUGAGCAUGACUCAAAACCAGCAACGAAAGAGCAGACACCCCAAGAGAAAAUGGCUAUUGUGUUCGGCACACGCCUUGCUGGCCCGGGUCGUACCUCACGUUAUAAUCCUGGCGAAAUGCCUCCUGAGGCCCAAUGGAAGACAAUCAAUGGAGUACCUAUACCGCCCCAGCCCGAGGAACCCGACAACUGCUGCAUGAGUGGCUGUGUACACUGUGUUUGGGAUGACUUCCGAGAUGAAAUGGAGGACUGGGCAGGAAGAGUUGCAACGGCCAAGGCUAAGGGCAGUGCCGAGAAUGGAACAAAAGACAUUCGCACUGUGCCGCAGACUGAGGUUCACGCAGCCCACCAAAGCAUGGAUGAUGACGGUGGUGCAAGUGAAUCAAAUUGGCCAGCACCCAGUCAAGAUGAGGACUUGUUCGCCGGCAUCCCAGUCGGGAUACGCGAGUUUAUGAGAACUGAGAAGAAGCUGCGAGAGAGAAAAGAGGCCAAAAAAGAAACGGCCUAG
Messenger RNA from Penicillium taxi, 765 nucleotides. Its product is annotated as oxidoreductase-like domain-containing protein. The record is from RefSeq and is a predicted model, not a curated record. Gene Ontology annotation, cellular component: mitochondrion. The transcript has a single exon. The coding region runs from base 1 to 765 and encodes 254 amino acids. NCBI's taxonomy places the organism in Eukaryota, Fungi, Ascomycota, Eurotiomycetes, Eurotiales, Aspergillaceae.